This is a messenger RNA of Cutaneotrichosporon oleaginosum, 1305 nucleotides long. RefSeq lists its product as uncharacterized. The record is from RefSeq and is a predicted model, not a curated record. NCBI's taxonomy places the organism in Eukaryota, Fungi, Basidiomycota, Tremellomycetes, Trichosporonales, Trichosporonaceae.
AGAAUGGAAGCUGUACAUGUACAGUACAUAUGCUUUAUCCCGCCCUCCCGCGACUUUGCAUCGCACAGCGGCAGCGGCAGCAUCCGUCCUCGUCCUCGUCCUCGUCCUCGUACUCCCAAAUUGGCUCAGGCGCGUCCCGGCUCCUCUCAUCCUGGCAAUCACUCCCGGUGAUUAACGUUCGGUUCGCCCGUAGGGUUAGAGUACUGGAGGCUCGCAGCUGCAGCUGUGCAUGGUGACGAAUCGCUCCAAGUCUGGGAGUUGGGCAUGUCUGGGGGAUGCUGGCGACGCUUGGCACUGGGCCGCAGCUGACAGGCGCUGGGAGCUGGGAGCUGGGAGCUGCGUUGGGAACUGCUCGCAAAGAUCGUCCGUGCCUCCUCCCGGUGCCGCCGUGCCGCCGACGCGGAUUGUGCCUCCGAGUCGGCACUGGCCAGCUGGCCGGAUCAGCUGAUUGCUGUGAAUUAAACUUGGUUUUGUUUAUUCCAGCUGUCUCUGUGGACACUGCAGCAAGCGACGCUGCCGCCUGCCUACGGCACGCCGGAUGGACCGGGCAGGCACCGCCCUGCCCCACCCAAGCUGCCGUACAGUAUCUGCCGUUGUUGACGGCAUGGCGAGGAGAGAGCGCGAGAUGUCACAGCCACUCAGAGUAUCGAGGCGACUGUGUGGCGGGGAGAUUUGAGAUUUUCUCAUCAUCGAUAUCAAGAGGGAGAGAGGGAGAUCUGUAUGCGCGUAGAUGGCGCAAUAGCCCUGAAAAGCCUAUGAGUGUCUCGGGAAGAGGGAGCAGGGAUACUGCGGUGGGGAGGUGGGGAGGGAGAAUAUUGCAAAGGGAGGAAAUGGAUCUUGAGAGGACUCGAGAGAUUGAACAAGAGAGAUGGAGUGACAGCAAGCAAGUACGACUCAUGUCGGAGGGAUACGAAUCCUGGUCUAAACUGGGUUUUGAGGAACCCUGCGGUGAUGUUUAUGCUGCCCAAAACGCACAUUACCAUCUUGCCAAGGUGGCCAAGACGCGCAUGGUGACUGCCACGCUGCCAAACCAGAGUGUGACUCGUCGACGACGACGUUUGUUGUUUCAUGCUGCAAGGACAUGUUUGGGGGUUGGGGGUUGGAGGACCUUGCGCUGGGUGACAGCCAUUAUGUGCGUAUCAGAAUAAAAUCGGUUGAUCAAUUGGACGGACGAUACGCAGGGAGGUUUUUUGAGCAACAAGGGGGGGUACGUAGGCAGAGGGCAGACGCGUGCUUUGUGCAUUGUGUUGAAGAAAAUGCUCUGCUCUUCGAGGUGUAACAUUCUGUAUAAUAAACUGCAUGCAG